AUGGAUGCUUAUAAUUGUAGGAGGCCUCUCAAAUUGCAUGAGCUAUUAGAAGAGCUUGAUUCUGAUGAAAUCCCAGUCCCUCCAGAUGGUUUGAUCAUAUUUACCCCAGAAAAUGCCAAUGAUGAUGUCACCGAUUGCGACUCCGGCGAUGAAGAACUAACUACAAUAAAUAAUUUACCGGGUAGUCAGUUGAGAAACGAUGUAGAACUUGUUUUUGACAACGCGACUGAAUUACCACAAGAUUCUGUGAAUUCCAGCCUACCAGAAGAAGAUUCGGAUGAUGACAAUAUACCAUUGGCUUUGUUUCUUUCCAAGGAAAAGCUGCCCCAUCAAUUAGAGAAAAGAAUAUCUGCACACUGGAUUCAAGGAGACUUGUAUCAACACCCCGAUUGUACUUACUGGAAAACUCAAUUUGGACCGAAAAUGACUCAGUCGCCGAUGGAAAUUUUCAAUUUGUUUUUUGAUGAUGAAGUCAUCAAUUUGGUUACCGAAUACACUAACAUCUACGCAGGACAAAGAAAUCUUUUGAACGACAUUACUCAAAAUGAGAUUCGAUGUUUUAUAGGCGUUCUUGUAUUGAGUGGUUAUGUGCUUGUGCCGAAAAGGUACAUGUACUGGGAAAAUCGUGACGAUUCGCACAACGCAAUGGUGGAAUUUACUGCUCAACAGAGAUUUGAACCAGAAGAGAUCAUAAAGCUACCAACAAGAAAAUUGUUGAACUUCGUUAAGGCAACAGAACUUUUUAGAGUUCAAGAAAAAACAGAAGGUGGGCACAAAGGCCUUACUUGUCCCAGAGACUAA
Messenger RNA from Diabrotica virgifera virgifera (western corn rootworm), 801 nucleotides. RefSeq names its product piggyBac transposable element-derived protein 3-like. The transcript has 3 exons. The coding region runs from base 1 to 801 and encodes 266 amino acids. NCBI's taxonomy places the organism in Eukaryota, Metazoa, Arthropoda, Insecta, Coleoptera, Chrysomelidae. Gene Ontology annotation, molecular function: sequence-specific DNA binding. The record is from RefSeq and is a predicted model, not a curated record.